AGGAGGAGAACUCAGACAAGGGAAAGAGAGAAUGAGUGAAGUUUGAUAAACAGCUCCUCAAAUCAGCAUGUAUUACUGUAUUCUUAAGACCUUGAUAAAUUCAGUCUAAGUUCAUAGUAAAGACAAAGAAUGUAUGACAUUUCAGUUCUUUUGAAAAAGGUACUUUGACUACAAGUGCGCAUAACCCGAGAGAACAGACAAAAAAGUACAUUUAAAGGUGAGCGAAGAGGAGUCUGAUCAGAGAUUUGUACUGUAGCAAUGGCGAACAGUCAGACAUUGAUGGUUCUCGUCCUCCUAAGUAUCUUUAUGACAAGAAGUCACUCAAAAGGAGAUCAAGACAAUGUAUCACAUCAGAAUCAAGAUUCUGUGAUUGAAAAACUGACAGUUUUCAAAGAGCAGAUCUUUGUGGUGGGCAACGAUGUCACUUUAUGGUGUACCGAUAAUGCCACUGAUGUCAAAUUGAAUGAAUUCAUUUAUGUUGUGUGGAACAUGAGCAUGCAAGGCAAAAAAUGUUAUCUUGGUUUGUCACACAAACGGGACGACACUUGUAAUGAUGGAAAGAAGCUGAACAACACUUCAUUUUCCUUAUUCAUUCCCAAUAUUUCAAUGGAAGAUGAAGGAUAUUACUUAUGUGAUUUAUCAUAUAAAGGAGGAAGCAAUGCUGUAAAUAUCUCUGUAAGCGUUACUCGCCUGGAAACUCAGCUGGACAGUGAAAAUGGACAGAGGAUUGCUGUCUGUAAGGCCACAUAUAAAAAGACGCAACCCACUCUUCAUUGGGAACCUGCCUUGAACUUUUCCUUCAAUAACACUUCUGUCAAGAAGGUUGACACAUUUUUCAUUAUGGAGAAUCGCGUACAUCUGCCUGAAUAUGUGACCAUCAGUAACAUCACUUGUGUGGCCUCAUACCUCUCUGUGUCCGGCUCUGUGCAGCAUAAGAGCACACUUGAUCUUACAACACAAGAUAUACCAAACACAGGAAAUUUUGGUACAUUGGGUGGUUCAUGGCAAAUUAUUGUCAUUUCAAUUGGUUUUGUUCUUUCAAUUAUUGCGUUUCUGGCCAUUUACCUACUAUGCAGAAAGCUAAAGCACAUAAGUGCAUUGAAGAUGCUUUGCUGCAAAUCCAAAAUCUCACCACCAGCUGAAGACAAACCACCCCAGCCUGCUGAUGUCGAAGAGGUGGAACCCUAUGCAAGUUAUAUACAGCGAGUCAAUUCCAUCUACAACUCCUCAGCUGAACUCUUUAACGCCUGAGAGACACACUCACUUUUCAUGAUGAAACAGGAUAUCAGAAAAGUACUGAGAAUUAAGAGAGCAAAGACAUUUCUGUGGUCAAAAUUGCACAUGAAAAACAAUACUAGUGGAAAAAUAGUCAUCUCAAGAGAGCAUCCCCAAAGCAAACAGCGCCUGACUGAGGAACAAAAGUCACACUGAGUCAAAUCAUGACAGAUGAUGACACAGGAACAUUUGUCUUAGUAUGUGAUGAGGAAUGACUGGGACAACUUCAGCGUCAGUAAUAUCACUAAUAUGUAGAUUUCUAUAAGCCUGGUUAGAUAUUAAUCAUUUCAACAAAAUGUUCCUUUCGCAUUUGUACAGAUAUCUUUCCUUUCAGAGAGUAAAAGGUAAUAAAAAAUCUACCCAUUGUCCACUAAUAAUACUAAAGUUUUUUCCUUGUAAAGAGAGGAUAUUUUACAUAUUGCACAGAAUUUAAAUCAUGUAAAUAAAUGUUAUUAUUACUUCACA
Ctenopharyngodon idella (grass carp) is the source of this 1740-nucleotide messenger RNA. Its product is annotated as cell surface glycoprotein CD200 receptor 1-A. The record is from RefSeq and is a predicted model, not a curated record. Gene Ontology annotation, biological process: regulation of neuroinflammatory response. NCBI's taxonomy places the organism in Eukaryota, Metazoa, Chordata, Actinopteri, Cypriniformes, Xenocyprididae. Gene Ontology annotation, molecular function: signaling receptor activity. The transcript is spliced from 7 exons. The coding region runs from base 259 to 1251 and encodes 330 amino acids.